Necator americanus (New World hookworm) is the source of this 378-nucleotide messenger RNA. RefSeq lists its product as uncharacterized. The coding region runs from base 1 to 378 and encodes 125 amino acids. Lineage: Eukaryota; Metazoa; Nematoda; Chromadorea; Rhabditida; Ancylostomatidae. The transcript has a single exon. The record is from RefSeq and is a predicted model, not a curated record.
AUGCAUCCUGCAGCGUCAGAUGAGUGCCCCAACGAUAGGAAAAAUGGGGACGAAAUGAGAUCCAAGUGCGAAGUGGUGUGCCAGCGCCAAAAAGCAGUGAGAUGGGUCCAGCAACGAAAGAGUGGUACGCCGGCACCAGAGAGGAGUGAGACGAUGACAGAGUGCAACGGCGUCAGAGGGAUACUCCUGCACUCGCGAUUAGCCAGUGAUAGCAAUCAGGUUAGUGGUGCAAGGGGACCACAAAAAAGUGUUCGAGAAGUCCAGAACAACGAUAGCGGUCGAAUGGGAAACGAUGAGUGUGUUGUGAUUGCAAACGAACUAAGCCCAUAUCAAGACCUCUGCGGGUUUCGAUCUACAGGCGGAUUGUCUCUUAUGUGA